Oppia nitens is the source of this 663-nucleotide messenger RNA. RefSeq names its product Golgi-associated plant pathogenesis-related protein 1-like. Gene Ontology annotation, cellular component: extracellular region. Bases 1 to 663 code for a protein of 220 amino acids. NCBI's taxonomy places the organism in Eukaryota, Metazoa, Arthropoda, Arachnida, Sarcoptiformes, Oppiidae. The record is from RefSeq and is a predicted model, not a curated record. The transcript has 5 exons.
AUGAACAAAUUAGUUUUGUUUGUAACUAUUUUUACUUCAACGUUGACAACAAUUAUAAAUGCCGAUAAUGAUUUUGAGGACACAUCUACCGGUAAAUUUCAAAGCGAUUGUAUUAAAUGGCAUAACUAUUACCGUAAACUUCAUGGGGCGUCACUACUUAAACAUAGCGCUAAACUAGAAGAUUUUGCCCGCUAUCGGGCCACGGAAAUUGCCAAACAAGAUGGCAGUAAUUUUCGGCACCCCGACGACCUCGACUACGGCGAAAAUCUGGCCUGGAAUUCAAUUGUCAACGUUGACUGUCGGGUACCGUUAAAACUAUGGUACGAUGAAUGGAAAAUCUAUAACUAUCGCAAACCAAAUAUAACCGCAAGAAACGGACAUUUCACACAAAUGGUAUGGCGUGACACCCGUAAGAUAGGAUGCGGACGGGCUGUUAGCAGCGGACCACUGGGCGGUACAUACACUGUCUGCAAUUACGAUCCGCCCGGUAAUUAUAUUGGGGAAGAGCUUGAAAAUGUUAAGCCGGCCCUGAAAAAGAAGCACCGGUCACAACCACCGACAUCACCGAAACGGACAGUCAAACCACGGGGCGGCGGUAAUAAUAAUAAUAAUAAUAGACGACCAAAAUUGCCGCCGAAACUACCGAAAACUGACAAUUUAUAA